AUGGCUCCCUCGACCCGACCCAAUAUCAUCUUUAUCAUGGCCGAUGACCAUGCCAGCAAAGCCAUAUCCUGCUACGGUGCCGGUAUAAACCACACGCCCAACCUCGACCGACUGGCCAAAGACGGCAUGCGCUUCAAUCACUGCUACGUCAACAACAGCAUCUGCACACCCUCCCGAGCUGCCAUCUUGACCGGUACCCAUAGCCACGUCAACCUCGUCCGGACACUGGACUCGAAACUCGACAAUCGUCUUCCCAAUCUGGCGAAGCAACUCAGAAGCGGUGGGUACCAGACUGCCAUGGUCGGGAAAUGGCAUCUUGGAGAAGGCAAAGCGCAUCAACCAUCCGGGUUUGAUUACUGGAGCGUGCUUCCUGACCAAGGAGAGUACUGGGAUCCGCAUUUCAUCGAGGAGGACGGGAUGAAGCAGGUUGACGGGUACGUGACUGAUAUCAUCAUGGACAAGUGUCUAGACUGGAUCGACGAGAGGGAUAAAAAGAAACCGUUCUUCCUGAUGUGCCACCACAAAGCCCCCCAUCGGAGCUGGGAAUGCGAUGACAAGCAUCGCGACUUAUACAAGGACCCGAUCAAAGUCCCCGAGAACUUCACAGACAACUACAAGCACCGCGCUCGCGCUGCAAGAGUGGCGAAGAUGCGGGUGGCAGAGGACUUGACGUACUUUGAUCUCGGGCUGGUGCAGCCGGACGGUGGCAAGAGGGUUGGCGAGAAGAUGACGGAUCUCUGGAACGUCUACGAUCGUAAAGUUCCUGCGCCGGAGGACGUGACGGAGAUGAGAUUGAUGGAUCGGGAGGAUGGGACGGUGUUUACGUUCGAGACGAAGGAGGAGUUGGCGAAGUUCAAGUAUCAGCGGUAUAUGCAGAGGUAUUUGAGGACGAUUCAGAGUAUUGAUGAUAACGUUGGGCGGAUGCUUGAUUAUCUCGACAAGGACCCGCAGCUCAAGGAGAACACGCUGUUGGUGUAUACCUCGGAUCAAGGCUUCUUCCUGGGGGAGCAUGGCUGGUUCGACAAGCGGUUCAUGUACGAGGAGAGUUUCCAGAUGCCUUUGCUUGCCCGCUUCCCAUCGAAGAUACCUGCUGGAACGGUCAACGAUGAUCUUGUGAGCAAUGUCGACUUUGCGCCUACCUUUCUCGAGCUUACUGGUGUUUCGACACCAUCCUACAUGCAGGGGAUUUCAUUUCUACCACUCCUUCAAGGCGAGAAGGUCGAGAAGUGGCAGCAGAUCGCCUACCACCGCUACUGGAUGCACAACGACAUCACGCACUUCGCGUACGCCCACUACGGAUGUCGAGACCAGCGCUACAAGUUGAUUUACUGGUACAACGAACCGCUCGAUGCCGAAGGCGCGAGGCCGGCAGACGGCGAUCACAAGGAGUGGGAGCUUUUCGACUGCGAAGAAGAUCCGCUGGAGCUGUUCAACGUAUGGAGCGAAGAGAAGUAUGGGGAAGUGCGCGAGAGGAUGACAAAGCUAUUGGAGCAGAAGAUGAUGGAGAUUGGGGAUGAGAUGGUGCAUGACAAGGAAGAAGAGAAGGAUAUGGCUGCUGCAAAACCUGGUGUGUUGUCGAGGCUGUGGACGGGGAGUGGGAAGAGCAGAUGA
Saxophila tyrrhenica is the source of this 1611-nucleotide messenger RNA. RefSeq lists its product as uncharacterized. NCBI's taxonomy places the organism in Eukaryota, Fungi, Ascomycota, Dothideomycetes, Mycosphaerellales, Extremaceae. The record is from RefSeq and is a predicted model, not a curated record. The transcript has a single exon. Gene Ontology annotation, molecular function: glycosaminoglycan binding; N-acetylglucosamine-6-sulfatase activity. Bases 1 to 1611 code for a protein of 536 amino acids.